Molecule: messenger RNA, 671 nt
Organism: Darwinula stevensoni
Lineage: Eukaryota; Metazoa; Arthropoda; Ostracoda; Podocopida; Darwinulidae
Source: the annotation of a GenBank genome assembly
CUUUAGGUAAAGAAUAAAGAUGAGUAAACCAAGAGGUGGGAAUGAUGAGACUGAGCUGAGUGACAUGAAGAGGAAGAAUGAUGAAGAAAGACAAGCACCCAUGAAAUUCCUGUUUAAAAAGGAGACCAUGGGAGAAAGGUUGAGGUCCCAUAAGCGAUCUCACUUUCAAAAGAAAGUGAGCAUAACCUUCCCUGGCUCAAACUCCCCACCAUAUCAUGCUCACCAUCACUUUCUCUCAGAGGUCAGUGAUGUUCAGCGAAUGGAGGAAGACCUUUGUCAUCUGCUUGAGAACUUUCAUUCUGGGAAGCUCCAGGCUUUUGGUGGAGACGACUUGCAAAAGAUGGAGGGGAUAAGAGAGCUUCAGGAGCAGUUGGGUCGGCUCCACUUUGACUUGGGUGGAUCUCAGGGUGAUCUCUUACCACCCCUCAGUGAAGAGGGGCUUAAGCGUGCUCAGUGGAACAUGAACACUCUCAUGAGUAAAUUGACACAGCUCAGCAUGAGCAUCGAGGAACUCCAUCGCAGUGAAGCAUCAUGAUCAUCAAAAGGCUAUCAUCCAAAUGCAUUCCCCUUUGUGAAGCAAAGACAUUCUUUUUCUGUUUCAAUAGAUGAAUGUUUGAAGAAUCAGAGUCUUCCUAUUGUUGUUGCAUUUCAAAAAAUAAAUUAUUUGAGAG